UCUUCUUUUUUCUUUUUGUUCACUCAACCAUUUACUCUGAAUGUCAACUGGCAGCAAUAGCGAUCAUACCGGCACAUUCUCUACCAAAAAUGAUUGUAUCUCACUCAUUGUCCUAUCUCAUGGUUUAUGGGGUGUUAAAUCCCACAUGAGUUUUAUUGAAAAGAAGUUGAAAGAAAAAUAUGGAAAUAAAGCUUACAUUCUGAACUCUAGUGUCAAUGAAGGCAAAUAUUCCUAUGAUGGAAUUGACAUAUGUGGUAUUCGUUUGGCCAAAGACGUUCAAUCUACCAUUUCACAACUCGAGAAGAAUGGAAAGACCAUAACGAGGAUUAGUUUCAUUGGUUACUCGCUUGGUGGAUUAAUCACUCGAUACGCUAUCGGAUAUUUGGGUCGUAGAGGAUUAUUCAAGAAGAUCCAACCUCAUUACUAUACAUCCUUUGCAACUCCUCAUAUGAGCGUAAAAUUGCCCAAAUCAACUCUUUUCUCGGCUUUAUUCAAUGUGAUAAGUGGAAAAAUUGUUUCCAGAACAGGCGAGCAAUUGCAAUUGCUAGACGGUGACAUGUUCCAACAAAGGACAUUGUUAGAAACUCUCUCUGAUCCUAAUGACAUCUAUUACAAAUACCUGUCACAAUUCAAAGUCUUACGUUGCUAUGCCAAUAUUGCUAACGACCGCACUGUUCCUUACUGGACAGCAGCCAUGGAAUCAAAGGAUUUCUUUUUCAACAAGAAGGGCAAACUUGACAUUACUCUAGAUGAAAAAUAUAUGUCAGUUAUCACCGACUUUGAUUUAAAAUCACAUGAAAAUUACAUCAGUAGCAAUGAUCAAAAGAAGAGAAGAAAAGAGAAAAGCCUCAAGCCUGUUGUUCAGAAAUAUGUGUUAUUAUGUAUAUUGCCUUUGCUUGCGCCUUUUCUAUACCUCUGGGGCUUAUCUUUUAUUGCCGUUCAAGGCCUUAUCAGCCGCUAUCGUACUGCCCAACUCUUGAAAGAGCAUCAACAGCCGUCAUUGUUAACAGCCGCCUCUCAUUUGAAUAUACGUAAUGACGCUAUCGAGCACAAGGUGGAAACAGUGCAAAAUGAUUCUCGCAAAGACAACUCUAUUGAAACCGCUGGUCGAAAGAUAGAAGGCGACUUACUGACCGGUGCCUUGGAUGCUGUCAACCUAGCCAACAAUGUCGAUCCUACAGAAGAGCCGCAUACCCAAGUCGACGACUUUGUGGAAUAUGAUAGUGAAGCUGAAGAAGCGGAUGAUUACUACUUAGUCAAGAAGGCAUAUCAACAUCAUAUCAACGUUCAGCCUUCCACGGCUUUAGAAAAGGUUUCCAGAGCAUUACCAUUGGAGAAACCAACACAACGAAUCUGUCACAACCUACAGAAAUUACCUUGGGAACGUGUGUAUGUUUAUAUCAAGGCAUUCAAUGCUCAUGGAAGCAUUGUAUGCAGACAAAAGAGAUUUACAAUGGACGGCGGCAUAGCUACUGUUCAGCAUUUUAUUGAUACCACACAAUUAGCUUAGAUCUAAUUAUUUUCCACCUCUUAUUUAUCUCUUAUUUAUUCUCUGUUUCCCGAUGCACAUGCAUCUGAAAUGUCAAAACAGAUUUUUUUACCCCUUUUUUCUUUUGAAAAUAAAAGAACGCACUUUUACAACACUUGCUUCUGAUUGGCUAAUCAAAUCUUGCUCUGCCCCCCCUCAAAUGCGCGCUG
This is a messenger RNA of Mycotypha africana, 1698 nucleotides long. RefSeq names its product putative serine esterase-domain-containing protein. The coding region runs from base 41 to 1510 and encodes 489 amino acids. Lineage: Eukaryota; Fungi; Mucoromycota; Mucoromycetes; Mucorales; Mycotyphaceae. The record is from RefSeq and is a predicted model, not a curated record. The transcript has 6 exons.